AUGUGUUCCCAAGAAUCGCUCUCUCACUUUCUGAAGAAGAGGAGACUUCCAUAUACCAGGACCCAGGAAGGAUCAGUGGAACAAACCCCUAGGCCUGCCCCUAGGGCUUAUGUGGCACUCCGGGAGAUUAAACUCCUCUGGGAGGCCCCAGAACAUAGAAGAGGUCUGGGCAAUAAACAGUUUAGCAUAGAAGAGCUUCUAUCUCAUGGCAAGAAGAAACCAGAACAUCUUCCACGGCUUACAAGCUCUGUUAGUGAGGGCCAUUCCCCUGACCCUAAAGGCUGUCUGAACAUAGUCUCCAAAAGGUUCCAGCGGGGUGACUCUGCGGAAGGCCAGGGGCACAGGCGGACAUUUCCCGGACACUUGGAUUUGCCAAAGAACAGUCCCAAAGCAGUAACAGCGUGGGAGGCGCAGGUGAACAGGAGAACAAUGGCGUUGCUUGGCAAAGUCAGGAAGCAAACAGAGAAAACCCCAGAAGACGCCAGGCAGUUCCUGCAACAAGAGGUGGUUGUGAACAACAAAAACCCAACCAAGAAAUGUCAGCAGCUAAAGAACCUAGAGGAUCUGAGGAGGGACCAUCUGGAAGGAGGAGGAGACAUAGAACUCAGACAGCCACGAGGACCCUACAGAUACGACAAACACGUUGCUCCUUUAGACGAAAACAUCUUUUUGCAGGGCAAGAAGAUCAAGCCCCAUUCUAGACGUCCAAUGCAGGCAGUGUGCCCUCCAUCAGUUAGAGAGGAGAAGCCGGGAGAAAAGCUGAAGCCGGAGCCAUCAGGGCAAGACACACUGGAAGACAUGAAAGCUUCUAAAGAAAGGGAAGCACAAGCUCAAUUCCUGCAGGAAAAUACUUUCCUGGAGGGACCAUCAAGGGUAUUGGGCCAGAAUCUGCUGGCAGAAGCCAAAUCCCAGCUUCUAAACAGGAGGAAGAUGCAGGCCUUGGAAAUGGCCAAAUCUCAUGAUAAAGAAUUCUGGGUGUUCGGCACCAGACGGAAAAUACAGCUGCCUUUUCAGGACAGCAAACAGGGUGCUUCAAGAAGAAACAUAGUGAGGCAUAAGUGGCAGCCUAGGGAGGAAGGCUGGGACCCCACAAUUCAGGGGACCCCAGUUAUUCUUGUAGCUCGUGCACAUACUUAA
Chionomys nivalis (European snow vole) is the source of this 1137-nucleotide messenger RNA. Its product is annotated as protein Tex24-like. Lineage: Eukaryota; Metazoa; Chordata; Mammalia; Rodentia; Cricetidae. The transcript has a single exon. Bases 1 to 1137 code for a protein of 378 amino acids. The record is from RefSeq and is a predicted model, not a curated record.